This is a messenger RNA of Equus quagga, 2789 nucleotides long. It is a transcript of the gene SAMSN1, whose product is annotated as SAM domain, SH3 domain and nuclear localization signals 1. The record is from RefSeq and is a predicted model, not a curated record. The transcript has 16 exons. NCBI's taxonomy places the organism in Eukaryota, Metazoa, Chordata, Mammalia, Perissodactyla, Equidae. Gene Ontology annotation, molecular function: protein binding.
UUGUAAUAAUCUCCCAUGAGAACUGUCCAAACAACUGUGAAGGCAAGAGAGAGCUGCGAGGGGCAAUCCUAUUCCUGAAAGCACGGCAACAGGGGACUGAAGCUGACCAUAAUGAAUCUUUUCUGCUUUUCACUGGAGGGCUCUAUGGACAGCUUGUAUGAGCCAGUCCCAGAGCAACAAACUAACCAAGAAAGUGCCUCUGGUAGAGCUGCUCCUCUCUCAUGCUUUGAGGAGAGUGGAAAAACCCGCAGCAAUCUCUUCAUGGAAGUUUCUAAUUUUGAGAAAGCAAAACCAAAAAGAAAGUCAAUCCAGAGAUCUAUGUCUGAAAACAAAGUAUUUGAAGGAAAAACUGUGAAUGACACACUCUGGCAGGAGCCCAGCAAGCCUGAGAAUGAUUCCCACAUCAGAAGACUCUGUCAGCUAGAAGAUGUAAGUGAAGAUGAUGAUUUUCUUCUGAGUAAUAACAUACAAACCCUUCAAGGAAAGAGACUACAGGGCAUUUCCCACCAGGUGACCUUUGAAUGUUGGAGUGCAUCUUACUGUCAAAGACAUGUUAAGCCUACUGCCAGUGAAAUAGCAAUAAGACCAGGUGGUGACCCAGUGGAAUCCAUGGGGACGUUAAAGAGACUACAGAAACUGGUUUGGACCAAGAAAGCCAGGGUACCAAGUCUGGAUGAGACGAAACCCACGUUAAUAAAUCUCCAAGAUGAAGAUGAAACAUUGAUUUCCUGUAUGAAAUUAGCCAAAUCUCAAGAAAGGAAAGUUAAUAAUGUUGGCACAAGGAGGAAGGAAGAAGUGGAGAUUAGAUUAGAUUCUAUUUCUGCAUCACUGGUUAGAUCUAGCACUUCAGCUGGAUGCAGCUUGGCAGAAAUGUUAUCCUAUAAUGAAGGUGAAAUUCCGAUGUGGAACAGCUGGAAGCCUUUUCCAGAAAACCCGCUCUGGACAUGUGUUGAUUUCCAAAUUGCCCAAGUUGCCCCCUGGGACAACUGUUUCCGCUGCACUCACCACCCACGUCUCAAGUCUUCUGGUACAGAUAUGGAUCUCCCACAUUCGUGGCGCAGCAGCAGUUUUGGGAAUUUUGAUCGUUUUCGGAAUAAUACUGUAUCAAAACCAGAGGAUUCAGCUGAGGUAUAUGAAGGGGAAGCCAUAUGUGAAAGUGGAGAACAAAAUAAAACUUCAAAUAAUGGAGGAAGUUUAGGUAAAAAAAUGAGAGCUAUUUCCUGGACAAUGAAGAGAAGAGUGGCUAAAAAGUACAUCAAAGCCCUUUCUGAGGAAAAGGGUGAGGAAGAUGGAGAGGAUGUCCUCCCAUAUCGGAACAGUGACCCUGUGAUUGGGACCCACGCAGAGAUCUCCCUCAAAACCAGUGACUCCAUGGACAGCCUCUAUAGUGGGCAGAGCUCAUCAAGUGGAAUUACAAGCUGUUCAGAUGGUACAAGUAACCGGGACAGCUUUCGACUCGAUGAUGAUGGCCCCUACUCUGGACCAUUCUGCGGCCGUGCCAGAGUGCAUACUGAUUUCACACCAAGCCCUUAUGAUACGGACUCCCUCAAAAUCAAGAAAGGAGACAUCAUAGACAUUAUCUGCAAAACGCCAAUGGGGAUGUGGACAGGAAUGUUGAACAAUAAGGUGGGAAACUUCAAAUUUAUUUAUGUGGAUGUCAUCUCGGAAGAGGAAGCAGCCCCCAAGAAAAUAAAGGCACAUCGAAGAAGUGAAAGGGAAAAAUCCAAGACUCUGCAGGAGUUCCUAGAGAGGAUUCAGCUUCAGGAAUACGCCUCAACACUUUUGCUCAACGGUUAUGAGACUGUAGAAGAUUUAAAGGAUAUAACAGAGAGUCAUCUCAUUGAAUUAAACAUUAAAAACCCAGAAGACAGGAUGAGGUUACUAUCAGCUGCUGAAAAUCUCCUUGAGGAAGAAACUAUUCAGGAAGAAGAAGAUGAAUCUGUGCCCCUAACCUUAAGACCAGACAUCUCCUUAAAUAAGUCACAGUUAGAUGACUGCCCAAGGGACUCUGGUUGCUAUAUCUCGUCAGAAAAUUCAGAUAAUGGCAAAGAAGAUCCGGAGUCUGAAAAUCUGUCUGACCUGGUACAGAAGAUUACUAUCACAGAGCCGAGUGACUGAACACACAUUCUCAACUCUAUAUUUGCAGAAGCAUUCCAUUUGAACUCUUCUUGAGCUAAAAGAUGAAAUAGGAGAAGAAAAGUAUUUGUAGAUACAACCUAAAGUUAAAAUGUCUCAAUCUGAAUGUACAUAAAAGUUCAUAUCUCUAACAUUCUCAGUUAUUGUAAAUAAUAUGCAUAUUUAUUACUUUAAAUGCUACAUGUUAAUAUAGCACUUGCCUGUAUUAGAAAAAGUAUAUAUAAGUCUUUGUUAUGUCACAUAAGCUUUAUUUGGCUUUCUUUUACAAGUGCAAAAUGAUAAAUUCCGCAGGAAAAAAAAAACCCUACUUUUUCUAUAACCACGAGUUUUGCAUUUGUGCAUAUUAUUGAGUGAAUAGUAAUGGAGCAUAUGUUUGUUUCCCCACUUGUCCAAGCAGCACUUAUUCUCAUUCUGAUACUUACUGGAAAAGUGUGAGUUAAUAUUAGAGACACGUUAUCCUGAUCCACAGUGGAGUUUUAGUAAAUUUUUUUUGUUGAUUUCUUCACUUAUCUGAUAUAAAAGUAUAGCUAGGGGCCAGCCCCGUGGCGGAGUGGUUAAGCUCACGUGCUCUGCUUCAGCGGCCCAGGGUUUCGCCGGUUCGGAUCCCAGGCACAAACCUAGCACCGCUCAUCAGGCCACGCUGAGGCGGUGUC